UCGUGAUAUCACGUGGUCUGGUUAUCUAAUCGUGCCGAAAAGAUAUCAAAAACCUGAAACCCGGCCCGGUAGAAUGAGUAAAUUGAACUUCCCUUUUGUCUCACAGCAAGGCUCCUUGAGGUAUCUUCUUGCUGAGAUGGCCUGCGAAUAAAGGCCAAGCAAGCAUCCGGCAUUUUCGUUAUCCAUCCAUUCAUGAGGGUCAAGGGAUGACGUAUUUGUGACCAAACUAUCCCGACUUUCGCUAAUGUGGAAAAGCAUAAUCUAGCUUGUUAUGAUUUCCUUGGAAUUCUAGAAUCAUUCAUAUAUAUAUAUAUAUAUAAAUGUUGCUCUUGAUAAGUAGCGCAUUUUUAUUAAGAAAGAAGCCGGAAUUUGAUGUAGCGGGUGCCACUUUCCUUUCUUUUCUUCUAUUCUCAACUUCAAAUUCUCAACUUUGAGACUCAAAACUGAAGUUUUCUCUCUUUCUCUCUCUCCCCCUUCAGAAAGUUCAUAUUGUUGUUUUUGGCGUAGCUAAUCUUCAGUCACAAUGACUGUUUUUGUCGUCUCUUUGUUUCUCCCAUAUACCGUCAACUUCCACCUUCCCGAAGGUUCGUUAGGUAGGCGACCGUCGAGUCCUAGACGUCGGCAUAUGUGGGAAGGGCCUUCAGAGCUUCACAGGAAACAAUUCAACAGCCUAUUCGGUCCUCACAGGAAAUCUACUUCCUCCUCGUCGAGGCCAACGUUUUUGAAAGAGCAGGCCCAAUUAUCUGCCUUCUCAUCCGACAAAUCUAAGCCAAAGGCAAAUCAAUCCGGAUAUCCGUUUCCAUCUCACGCAGACCUUCAGCCGCUUGCUCCGAGCGAUCCCCACUCACCUACUUGGGGAACCAAGGGAGUCUUCAACCAACCAAAAGCGCAACCUCUUCGUUCUCCCGCACCAUCCGUUCUAGCUCACGGUGUUGGCGUUGUUGAUACUACUCAGAAGGCGGGGGAUAUUGAUAAACCGUUGGGCUCAACUCAGCCUAUCAAUGAAACCCAACUGUUUUCGGAAGCAGACUGGACCAUAGAAGCGUCGGAGCAAGGGAAUGGCGGGCUUCGCAACGCAAUCCGCUCUGCUGUGGACACUGGCCUUCUAAAGGAAAAGCUAUGGGUUGGAACUCUCGGCAUGCCCACCGAUGUAUUAGAUGACCAUAGCAAAGAUACGAUCGCUGAAAAGCUGGAGGUGGACUUCGACUCGUUGACUGUCUUCGUGGGUGACAGUGAUCUUGAUGGUCAUUAUCUACAUUUUUGCAAAACAAUACUUUGGCCAGUUUUCCAUUACCAGAUCCCUGAUAACCCGAAGAGUAAGGCUUAUGAAGAUCACUCCUGGGUGUACUACGUCAGGACCAAUCAAGCGUUUGCAGACCGCAUCGUUCGCAAUUGGAAGCGUGACGAUGUGAUAUGGAUUCACGAUUACCACUUGUUAUUGGUACCCGCGAUGGUACGAAAGCAAAUUCCUGAUGCUAAGAUCGGAUUCUUCCUCCAUAUCGCGUUUCCGUCAUCUGAGGUGUUUCGCUGUCUGGCUGUUCGGGAAGAGCUAUUAAAAGGCAUGCUGGGAGCCAACCUUAUAGGCUUCCAAGCGCAAGAAUAUUGCCACCAUUUCCUGCAAACCUGCAGCCGCAUACUCACUGUCGAAGCCACGAAUGAAGGUGUUCAACUAGAGGAUCGCUUCGUUAAUGUUGGGACAUUCCCAAUUGGGAUUGAUGUGACAGCUUUGGACCGGAGACGUGAAGGAGAAGACGUUGCACAAUGGAUGCGAAUCAUUAAGGAAAAAUAUAAUGGAAAGUAUCUGGUUGUAGCCCGCGAUAAGCUGGACAAUAUUCGGGGUGUAAGGCAGAAACUGCUCACGUACGAACUUUUCUUGCGAAAAUACCCGCAGUGGCAAGACAAGGUCGUUUUAAUCCAAGUUGCUUUACCCAGUACGGACCAAUCCGAGCUUGAUGCAACUGUGUCCGAUGUAGUGACGCGAGUGAACUCUGCAAACUUCAGUUUAGCACAUCAACCUCUAGUCUUUUUGAAGCAAGAUAUUAGCUUCUCUCAAUAUCUUGCUUUGAUCACAAUGGCCGACGUGCUGAUGGUCACUAGCCUUCGCGAAGGUAUGAAUCUUACAAGUCAUGAAUUUAUUCACUGCCAAGAUGGCAAAUAUUCGGACAAAAAGCACGGCUCUCUAAUCCUUAGCGAAUUCACGGGGAGUGCGUCCCUCUUUGAGGGACACCCAUUGCUUGUCAAUCCCUGGAACUACAAACAAUGCGCAGAGGCUUUGGAUACUGCUCUAAAGUUGGCUCCCGAACAAAAGGAGCGCAAUUGGACAAAGCUAAAUAACAUAAUCAUGAAGCAUACGACUGCAAAUUGGUUCAAAGAAUUUACUGACGCCCUCUCGAAGGCUUGGAAUGAACAGUCUCUACAUGAUAAUGUGUCCAUACCUCGACUGUCAGUCAGUGAUCUUUCAACUAAAUACAAGGAGUCUUCCAGUCGACUGUUCAUCCUCGACUAUGAGGGCACGCUUGCAUCUUGGGGAUCACCAACCAGUAUCGUGUUAACGACACCGAAACGUGCCAUUGAUACAUUAAAUGACCUAAUAGAGGAUCCCAAAAAUAUAGUCUACGUGAUGAGUUCCAGAAUGCCUGAGGAAAUGGAACGACUGUUCCGGCGUGUUGCGGGUUUAGGACUAAUCGCGGAAAACGGAAGGUACGUCCGCGAAGCGAAUGCGGAAGAUUGGAUUAAACUUGUGAGCGACGAGCAAACUAUUGCGUGGAAGGAUGGGGUGGCGGAUAUGAUUCGUUAUUUCCAGGAACGUACUGAAGGCAGCUGGGUCGAGCACAUGCACUCUUCUCUAGUGUUCCAUUUCGCACACGCUGAGAACCCUCAAACAGCCGAAAGACAUGCCUCUGAAUGCGCCAACCACAUUAACGACACCUGCGCGAAUCAUCAAGUCCACGCCGUCGUGGAUCAGGAUGCUCUGAUUGUCGAGCCCACUACCCCGAACAAGGCAACAGCUGCACGUGUGGUACUAGACGCUAUCCAGAAGUCUGCGCGGGCCUCUAAUGGUCAGGGGCCGGACUUCCUUUUCGUAGUUGGUGAUGGUCGGGAAGAUGAGGUGAUCUUCCGCUGGGCGAAUGAAGUUGGUCGGCAAAAGACGGUCAGGAACGUUCUCACGGUGACAUUAGGUUCGAAGAAUACGGAGGCAGCGGCAACGUUAACGCAAGGGGUGACUGGUGUACUUUCUUGUCUUCAGAAACUGGCGGCCAUUUCACAGUCAAGGCAGUGAUGAGUGCCGUUUUGCUCGACGAGAAUACUCAAUUCCAGCUUUAACCCCGCAAGGCAGGCAGUAUUUCAUACCCACCAGCAUCAGGUCUUCUUAACGGGUGGUAUCGUAGCUCUUUUACGUAUUAUUAUAAUGCGUUGUGUAGUAAAAUCACCUCCAUGCUUUCUUACCCCUGAAUUAUAUUUUUUAAUGCCUGUCCCUUCUACAUAGCGCGCCGAAAAGGUAUUUCGCAACUGUAUUAAUAUUAGGAUAUAUCACUAUCAUUAGUCCUAAAAAGAGGAUAUGCGUAUAUCUAUUUACUCACUUUCUCCCGAAAUAGAAAGUCGUGAGAUCCCGAAUUAAUAUACAUAUAUUGGCUGAUCCACGAUUCAUUCCUCGAAAAGGGGCUUUCUACCCCACCCCACCAGUUAUGGAGAAAUGGACUCUUGGAAAUCUGGAAAUCUAAAAUUGGUUAUAUACACUUAUGCGUCUAUAUAUAUCUAUAACUAUAUACACUCUAGCGCAAUGCCUUUCUAACUAGGAGUGAACAAGGAGAAAAGCUAUAGCUUACUCCCUCCAUUCCCAUUCCCAUUCCCGUUCCCGUUCCCGUUCCCGUUCCCGUUCCCCUUGCCUUUACCCUUCCUAGGCUCAAUAUUCCUCUGCGCACUCACAAUCAAAGACACAUGGUUACUCACCACCACAACCUCACCCUUCUCAUCCAAAACAACGAGAUCCAAAUCCAUCCUCCCAUCCUUUAACACCUUAGUCUGCACACGGGAAUACAGCCACUCCACCCCUUCCGCCGGCAACUUCUUCUUAAACUCCAUAUUCAACAAGACAGUCGGAUACCAGUACCGCGCCAUCUCAAGUUUGUCAGCCGCACUAUCGCCCUGCCACGGCUUCGAAUCAAACCUCUCCAACAUCAUCGGGAACAUAUCAACCAGAUACCCCAGCGUGCUAUCGGUCCAGCGCCCUACUUUUCCAUACGGCUUAAACCGCACCCACUGCUCCACAAAGCCCGACGGGCCCUUUGUCCGCCCGCCCGCCUCCUUCGUGUACCGGGGCGUGUAGAAUUCCACAUGAUUCGACGCCUUGCGCAUGGACGAGAAGGCAAUAUGGAACCGCUCCCAGUUGCCGUCGCGGCCGUCACGGGCUAAUUUCACAAGAUCGACUGCCUGGUCUGGUCGGGAACCCGGUGCCGGCUUGGGAUACAGCUCGUACCCGGUCUGCAUGGUGGGGCCCUCCUCCGUGUCGAAGUUAGACACGGUAAUGUAGCCGGCGACCUCGUGGCGGACGGCACCGUCCGGGUCAUGUUGGCUGAGGGUUACGUGGAGGGUGGACGUGCGCGAGCCGAGUUUUGUAUCUUGGACGACGAAGGCGGCUGGGCCAGCAUCGGUGCGGCGCAGGAAGGUGAGGUGGAGGGCUAUUGGGUGCGGCGUGCCGGAGUGGAGGGUUGGGUGGGUGUGUUUGAGAUGGAUGACGGCCACAUUAUGGAAGAGAGAGGCUAUGUAACCGCCAUGGGGCACUGUGAGGGGUCGUUAUGAUGUCAACGGAAGCCUUUUUUUUUUUCUUUUUUUUUUUUUC
Molecule: messenger RNA, 4840 nt
Organism: Blastomyces dermatitidis ER-3
Lineage: Eukaryota; Fungi; Ascomycota; Eurotiomycetes; Onygenales; Ajellomycetaceae
Product: trehalose 6-phosphate synthase
Exons: 4
Coding region: 524-3280 (918 amino acids)
Biological process (GO): trehalose biosynthetic process
Cellular component (GO): alpha,alpha-trehalose-phosphate synthase complex (UDP-forming); cytosol
Molecular function (GO): catalytic activity
Source: RefSeq, a predicted model, not a curated record